UCAACCUCCACACAAGGCUAUGAUUUUAACUGAAAAUCUAUUUGAUAAUGCAAACAAUGUCAUGGGAAACCGUUGGAUCUUUCAACAAGAUAACGACCCUAAGCAUACAGCUAGGGAUAUUAAAAAACUUCUUGCACAACACUGUCCAAAAAUGUUGGAUUGUUUUGACAAACCAGUACUUGAAAUAAAAAUGCUUACGAAAAAAAGCAUAGCAGAAAAAGAAAAACAGGAAAAGAAUGUCUGUAAAAAGUAA
Molecule: messenger RNA, 253 nt
Organism: Entrophospora candida
Lineage: Eukaryota; Fungi; Glomeromycota; Glomeromycetes; Entrophosporales; Entrophosporaceae
Source: the annotation of a GenBank genome assembly